AUGGCUCACCUGAGACCAGGUAAAGAGAAGCGCAAGGCGCCGGAUGAGGGGCCUGGCGCCUCUUUGGUGCAGGACCAGGAGGUCGGCCAGGGUGAUGCCACAUUGGUGUCCAAGAGGCGGAAGUGGUCACUUGGGCGCCAUUCGUUUGUGUACGGCCUGAAAGGCCGUGAGCUGGGCACAUGGGGCCACAGAGAGGCUAUUGGCUUUCAGAGGCAACUGUGCGACUAUGCUGUGCUGAAGCUGCCACACCUGCUCAGGGUUCGCCACCUGGGCUUGGGCACUGUCAACAAGGUAUUCGCGUCACAGUGGCUAAAUGGCAGGCAGGUGGUGUGUGGCACCAAGUGCAAUUCGCUCUUUGUGGUGGAUGUGCUGUCAGGCCAGAUGACACGUAUUCCGCUCCUGAGGGAUAUGAUCCCUGUCCCAGCACGUGCCUAUCCCACCAGUGGCAUCCAUGCCAUCGAGAUAAAUCCCUCCAAGACACUGCUGGCCACCAGUGGGGAAAACCCCAACAGCCUGGCUGUUUAUAAGCUUCCUACCUUCGAUCCUGUGAGCCUGGGUGACCGCCAAGGCCACAGUGACUGGAUUUUCACCAUCAUCUGGGUAAAUGAAACGGUGGCCAUAAGUGGCUCCCGUGAUGGCACUUUGGCAAUGUGGCACGUGAAUCCUGACUCAUCCGGUAUGGACGUUGCCCUUAGUGAGAAUGCUGACCUUCCAGUGUAUGCCCACAUGCGUCCAAAAGGAAUGCAGGCUAUCCCUACGGGAUCUUCCAGCCCCGGUGCCUGCAAAGUGCGAGCUAUGGCUUUCAGUGCCCCAAACCGGGAGCUGGGUGCUGUAUCCCUAGAUGGCUGCUUCCAUCUCUGGAAAGUGGGGGACAACCUUUCCAGACUGUUGACCAUGAGGCUGUCCUACUGCCGAGAAAAUGUGUGCAUGGCCUACUGCGACGAGCUGUCCAUGUAUGCAGUGGGUUCCCAGUUUCAUGUCUCCUUCUUGGAUGUGCGCCAACAUCGGCAGAAAAUUCCACCGCUGUGUUCCCGUGAUGGUGGCACGGGUGUGCGUUCAUUGAGCAUCUAUCAGAACCUGGUCACCGUGGGCACGGGCCACGGUGCUCUACUCUUGUAUGACAUCCGCACCCGCAAGUUCCUUGAAGACAUGUCCGAACACAAUCCAGAACUUCCUGUAGACCCUGCAGGGAGGAAGUUGAAACUGAUGACUGGCUCUGGCUGGGUGAACGAAGAUGAUCUCUGGGUCGACUUCUUUGGUGAUUUGGAGUACUAUCCCAACGCAGUGUACACACACUGCUACAACUGGCCUGAGAUGAAGCUCUUUGUAGCUGGGGGACCAGUCCAUCCAGAUGUCCGUGGGAACUACGCAGGCCUCUGGAGCUAA
Molecule: messenger RNA, 1386 nt
Organism: Dipodomys ordii (Ord's kangaroo rat)
Lineage: Eukaryota; Metazoa; Chordata; Mammalia; Rodentia; Heteromyidae
Product: DDB1- and CUL4-associated factor 12-like protein 2
Exons: 1
Coding region: 1-1386 (461 amino acids)
Cellular component (GO): Cul4-RING E3 ubiquitin ligase complex
Molecular function (GO): protein binding
Source: RefSeq, a predicted model, not a curated record